This is a messenger RNA of Striga asiatica, 541 nucleotides long. NCBI's taxonomy places the organism in Eukaryota, Viridiplantae, Streptophyta, Magnoliopsida, Lamiales, Orobanchaceae. The record is from the annotation of a GenBank genome assembly.
CUGUUGAGUUUGCUAAAGAGACUAUGAAGUAGUACUAUGGUGAUUGAGGCUUGCAGUACUAAGAAACCGGGUUUAAGAUGCUAAUGGGACAAUAAUUUUAGUACAAAAUGUCUGAAAGGAGAAAUGACUACUCUUGGAUACUGUGAAGGGGUUGCAAACUCCGAGACCCGAAAGAUGCUCGUAAGGCUGUGGUCCGGUGACCAGGAUCUUGAAAUCAUCAAAACUAAAGUAUUGGUGAGGGAAAGGGGCCACAGGUUGAGGCACGACAAGUUCUGCCUGUGUGUAGCUUGGUCUCCUAAUCCAAACGCUUGCAUAACGAUGAUAAUCCUGAAUGAGUGUGUCCCAGAUUGCCGUCUGAAGCAAAUCUUGGAAGAAAAGGCUUCAGCAUACACUAUGCAACAGGUUCAAACGCACUUCUUCAUUGAUUGGGGUAAAUUCACGGAAUAUGACGGUUUCCAGAUGAUUGUAUACCAGCUAUUGAGGCCUUCAGGCGGGAACAGUUCUCGACACUGUGAAUGAGCUAGUGGAAGAACAUAAUUUG